Messenger RNA from Canariomyces notabilis, 1139 nucleotides. RefSeq lists its product as uncharacterized. Lineage: Eukaryota; Fungi; Ascomycota; Sordariomycetes; Sordariales; Chaetomiaceae. The transcript is spliced from 2 exons. The record is from RefSeq and is a predicted model, not a curated record. Bases 214 to 819 code for a protein of 201 amino acids.
CUCGGCCGUGUAACGCCUCGUUCCAUGCGGUUCCCCAGUUUGGUGCGGGGAAUUCAUAGGUUCCUCGCAACUCUGCCAAUCAUGCAAUUGCCGAGACAGAAAGGACAGGGCCCAGACGUUGCUACGGGUUGCCGAGGGCGGCUCAGCAGAAGUGGGUGUUAGCGUAUCGUCUCCUGCAACGCCUUCCUACGUCUGUCUGCAUGCGCCUCCUCCAUGUCGUCCGGUUUCUGGUACUGCCCAUGGCAAAACAGAAUCUCCCAAGCAGUCUCACACACGCCAUCGUUCCCACCAACCAACUCCUUCUCAAACCCAAUCUGCCUCGCCAUCGGUAAAGCGAAGGCAGCGGCGCCAGGAAGGUCGCAUCAUCGUUUCGGCGGCUACAUCGGCCUCCUUGACUCGGCCUUGCCAUCCCUGUUCGCUGUGGCCGGUGCGUCGCCCAGAAAUAGGUCGCAGUCGGGUCAGGCUGGUUACCAGCAUCCACCGCCACAGCUACGCUGGCAUUCGGUCCGAUUGUGGCCGAAAGAGUUCUGCGGUCCGCACACCGAGACGCUCUGGAUCCGCCAAGCGAGAGGAGGCCCCUUGGUGUCUCCGCAUGUAUUGAAAUCGAUACCUGCGGCAUUCUUCCGACUGGUCAGGACACGCAUGCCUUGCAAAUUGCACGGGGGAACGAGGGGAAGGGGGACCUACCAGGCAGGCAUGGAGUCCAAUCCUACGGACGAAAUGAGGCACCCUGGAAGCCAGAAUGGAGAAGGGUGGAUGAAACCAAGUGGACGUUGGGUGGCCCCAAAGGGAGGAAGCUCUAUGUCGAGACCAGAGUGAGCUGAACCGCCCUCCUCUUUCUCUCCGGAGCUCGUCCCCAUUGGAUCGCGUCGUCAAGGGCUCGUUGUUGGCUCGGCCUUUCUGUCGCCAUCCGCCGGAGGCUGAAUCACGUCCUGUUGACCUAGAAACAGAUCCCAGUCAAUCAGGACGCGAACAUGCUGUUCUCGUGACCACUCUCUUGCAGCCUCCACCGUAGCUGUGCUGACAUUCCGUCCGAUACGAGAUUAUCCAGGACCCGUCUUCUCAACUAGCGAAUUGGGAACAUCUCCCAUCUGCAGGUCAAUGUCUCUGUAUCGGACGCAGUCGAGAUCUACAGCAUU